AUGACGUGCGUUAUCUUGAAGCGGGAUACAGAGACCGUUACUAUGAGGCUAAGUUCGGCGCUUCUUCGCCAGAAGAGGUUGCCGACAUUCGUAAAAAAGUUGUCCGCGCCUACUUGGAAGGUAUUUCAUGGGUGUUAUUGUAUUACUACCAAGGGUGUCCCUCGUGGCAAUGGUAUUUUCCUUACCACUACGCCCCCUUUGCUGCAGAUUUCACCAAUCUACGUGAAAUCGUGGGCGAGGAAGGAAUCAAAUUCGAUUUUGGGUGAACCAUUCAAUCCGUAUGAGCAACUUAUGGCUGUUUUGCCUGCUGCGUCCGGCCACACGUUGCCAGAAGUGUUUCGCAGCUUAAUGUCUCAUCCAGACAGUGAGAUUAUCGACUUUUACCCUGAGACCUUCCAAAUUGAUAUGAAUGGGGCUAAAAUGAGCUGGCAGGGUAUUGCAUUGUUGCCGUUCAUUGAUGAAAAACGUUUGCUUACUGCAGUUAGAGCAAAAUAUUCCCUAUUAACGGAUGAUGAGCGAGAGCGCAACACCAACAAAAAAGCGCAAUUGUUCAUUUCAAGUGGUAAUGCGAACUACAAGAAGUUUAUCCAAGCAUGUGAGGAGGACCGUGAGAUUUCAUUCGGUGCCCACAGAACAGGCUUGGCUGGCAAAAUACGCCCUUUAUUAUCUUUUUCGCCAGAUGGAGAAACAUUGUUCCCUUUGAAGGAAGGUGAGUUGCCCAACGUUCCCAAUUCUGCUUACUUCCAGGCUUGGUACGACUUUCCAGAACUGUACCCAGGUAAGUCUAUGUUAUUGAACGGAUACAUACCACAUGAAAAAGUGCUUGAUGAACUGGACAAAUACACAGUUCUCGGUCGCCUGAGACCAAACUACAACUUCCAGAAUGUGAGUAGUUAUGUGAAUCAUGGACCGUGCGGAGAAAAGGAUUUCCUCAUGUACUCAAUGCGCCGUGGCGGUUACAGAGCAUUACUUGAGAUGGGGCAGAACGCAAACCAGACGAGGAACCAAGGCAGAAGUAACCAUAGUCAAGGAAACGGCAACUACGGAGGAAAGCACUACGGGAACAAUCACCAUGGAAACAGCAAUUAUGGAAAUAACUAUGGAAACCAAUACGGAAACUAUGGCAAUAAUCAAUACGGGAACCAAAACUACGGCAACCAGAAUUAUGGUAACAACCAAUAUGGUAACCAGCAGUAUGGAAACAACCAAUACGGUAACCAGAAUCAAUACGGGAAUCAGUAUGGAAACCAAAACCAAUACGGAAAUCAGUAUAGAAACAACUAUGGAAACAACCAAUAUGGAAACAACCAAUACCAGGGUCAAUAUGGCCACCAAAACCAAAGCCGGACAGACCAGUAUGGAAGCCACUCUUACUCCAAUCACAACCAAAAUACUCACGGUCGGCUGAACUACCAAUCUAACCGUGGCGGCAGGUCUGGCUACAGACGUUAA
Molecule: messenger RNA, 1452 nt
Organism: Clavispora lusitaniae ATCC 42720
Lineage: Eukaryota; Fungi; Ascomycota; Pichiomycetes; Serinales; Metschnikowiaceae
Gene: RAT1
Product: ssRNA exonuclease
Biological process (GO): nucleobase-containing compound metabolic process
Cellular component (GO): nucleus
Molecular function (GO): nucleic acid binding; 5'-3' RNA exonuclease activity
Source: RefSeq, a predicted model, not a curated record